UGUCCGCAGUCUCUGGUCAUCUCAUGUACUAUGUCUGCAGUCUCUGGUCAUCUCCUGUACUAUGUCAACAGUCUCUGGUCAUCUCAUGUACUAUGCCUGCAGUCUCUGGUCAUCUCAUGUACUAUGUCCGCAGUCUCUGGUCAUCUCAUGUACUAUGUCCGCAGUCUCUGGUCAUCUCCUGUACUAUGUCAACAGUCUCUGGUCAUCUCAUGUACUAUGUCCGCAGUCUCUGGUCAUCUCCUGUACUGUCUGCACAGUCUCUGGUCAUCUCCUGUACUAUGUCCGCAGUCUCUGGUCAUCUCAUGUACUGUGUCCGCAGUCUCUGGUCAUCUCCUGUACUGUGUCAGCAGUCUCUGGUCAUCUCCUGUGCUGUGUCCGCAGUCUCUGGUCAUCUCAUGUACUGUGUCCGCAGUCUCUGGUCAUCUCCUGUACUGUGUCAGCAGUCUCUGGCCAUCUCCUAUACUGUGUCCGCAGUCUCUGGUCAUCUCCUGUACUGUGUCAGCAGU
Molecule: messenger RNA, 506 nt
Organism: Staurois parvus
Lineage: Eukaryota; Metazoa; Chordata; Amphibia; Anura; Ranidae
Source: the annotation of a GenBank genome assembly